AUGCCUAUCCGCUGGACAGCACUCGCUGACCAGACGCUUCUGCUGAAAAUCUUGGAGACCCAAGAUCUAACCGUCGACCACGCCAAGGUCGCGGCCGCAUGGCCCGGUCCACCUGAGAACCAGCCCACUGCCCGUGCAAUCAAAGAGCGCAUUGCCAAAAUCAAGGAGAUCUCAAGAGACCCAUCUUCCGCCGGCCUCGGACAGUCCAGUCCUUCUCCGCGCAAAGGCCGCAAGCCGGCCGCCAAGUCUACGGCUGCCAAGUCUACAGCCGCAAAGAAGACCGGCGGUAAGCGCAAGCGCAAGCCUUCUCCCAGCCCCGAGAUCGAAAGUGACGAAGGUGCAUCCGACAUAGCCUCACACAUAGACGACCCUGCCGUCGCUCCAGAUACCCAGGAUCCCGAGAGCCCUGUCAUGCUGGCAAAAGUCAUCCUCAAGACUGAGAACAGCCCCGACGAUGAUGACUUCGAGCGUGUUAUGCACUCCAGUGAGGAGUGCUAA
Penicillium cinerascens is the source of this 498-nucleotide messenger RNA. RefSeq lists its product as uncharacterized. NCBI's taxonomy places the organism in Eukaryota, Fungi, Ascomycota, Eurotiomycetes, Eurotiales, Aspergillaceae. The transcript is spliced from 3 exons. Bases 1 to 498 code for a protein of 165 amino acids. The record is from RefSeq and is a predicted model, not a curated record.